GCGUCUAGUAAGCAGUAGGUUGCUACUGACUUUACUGACUUGACAUGGUUGAAGACCAGGUCAAACCUCUUUUCUUUCCGGACUCGGAUGAUGAGGGUGUGCAGGCACUACCCCGUACUUCGUCGCCUGAACCCAGCGCGUAUUCAUCUGACAGCGGUCCCGGGCUCUUUUUCGCGGAUAGCGAGGACGAUGAGCCACCUAUUCAGGCUGAGAACUCGAUCGCAAACAAUGAGGAGAUUCCUAUGGAAGUAGAUAUCAAGACCAAAGAAACCGUCGACGGCCGUGCAUCUAGUGUCUCUAGCUCAUCCAAACUUCCCGGAAAUUCGCGAGUACCAUCAUCGCGUUCCUCUCCUGCGUUGGGGACAGAGGGACCACCGGCGAAGAAACGAAAGCUAUCUCCAGAUAGUGCAGUAGACUCCAAGGAAUCCAAGUCGGCAUAUCUCGGUUCUUUCCUUGUUGGCAACGCGUGGAGUACUGUUCGUGGCAAAGGCUAUAUCAAGUCUGGCGAUGAAAUCAGGGUCGUCCGAGACGGAAGACGGUCUUUGUCUUCGAAAGAAGAUGAUAGGAAGGCAAAAGUCAAGGAUAAUAAGACAAAAGGCGGCAAAAAGCAACUGUCCAUAGCAACUAUGCUCAAGCCUCAACCGGCGAAAUCGACCAAGAAGUUAGAAAAUACCGUUGUGCGAUUGACUAAGAAGGCUGGAUUCGAAUUUGGCCGACUUCCUCAGGACAUCGCAUCUUGGGUAUCUAAACUGCUUGAUCUUGACAUUGUUGACUUCCGUGGAAGCACGGUCAUUGACUGCCCAGACAACAUGCGUUCCGGCACCGACAUCAUAGUCAACCUACGCGUAUACAUGAAGGAAUCCGCUUUUCGCUCACUAGAGAAACCAAAGGAGGAAAUACCUAAAACAAUGUUUAACGAAGGUCAAGAGACAGGGGCAGAGCAAAUGCUUCGUGAGCGCAAAGGUGCUUUGCUGAAGCUCUUCGACAUUCUCAAUCUCAAGCCGAGAAGGGGCGCAACUUCCACUAAACAUCGGAACGGCCAACUGGAUACAGAGGACCUGUCCCUAUUAACCCAGCCAUCGAGAGCGAAUAAAGGAAAGAAAGUCGUCAAGACUGAAAUCGUCGGGGAUGGCGAAGAGAUCGAAGUCGAAGUCGACGGAGAGGAUUUGUCAGAGAACGAGCUGAACCUCAUUUACAAGAAGGCACAAGAGAACGACAAGACGAUGGGUGAAAUGGAACCCGCAGAGACUUUCUCACUAACACUCCGACCAUAUCAAAAGCAGGCAUUACUAUGGAUGCAUUCGCAAGAACUUGGCGAAGUCUCUGCGCGCGAAGCCAUGUCCAUGCAUCCACUGUGGAAAGAAUAUGUUAUUCCACUCGAACCUACGGACGGCAUAAUUGACCUGACAGCUGACGAGAAGCCAUUCUACUUCAAUGAGUUCUCGGGGGAACUUAGUCUCGAAUUCCCGAGAGCCGAGAGGGGAUUCAAAGGCGGAAUCCUUGCUGACGGUAUGGGAAUGGGCAAAACCAUCAUGUUGAGUGCCCUUAUCCAAACCGCACGGGAUCCUGAAGAACCCCUUCCAUCCAAACCCUCACUCAAGCCUCGUCAACUCAAACUAAACAGCGCCUUUCGCGUUGCAUCUAAUUCCUCUCGUCCCUCGUCUACCAAAGGGCCUUCGGUUACUUUGAUCGUAGCACCUACUUCUUUGCUCAACCAAUGGUCAGAAGAACUGCACCGGUCGAGUAAGGAUGGUACACUGAAGGUGCUUGUUUGGCAUGGGCAGGGACGGUUGGAUUUGGAUGCUGCUGUGGAAGGGGAUGAUGCGGUUGACGUGGUGAUUACGAGUUAUGGGACGCUUGCGAGUGAGCAUGCGAAGAGCGAAAAGGGAUCAUCGCCCGUGUUUGAGAUUGAAUGGUUGCGUGUUGUGCUUGACGAAGCUCAUCAUUGCAAGUCGCGUCAAAGUAAAACGGCAAAAGCGGUAUAUGCACUUCGUGCAAGGCGUCGAUGGGCAGUCACCGGUACACCAAUUGUCAAUCGCCUGGAGGACCUGUACUCGUUAUUGAAAUUCCUGAAGUUCGAGCCCUGGUCAAACUUCACAUUCUUCCGAUCGUUCAUCACUCUUCCCUUCCUCGCUCGGGAUCCGAAAGCUAUCGAGGUGGUACAAAUCAUCCUCGAAAGUGUACUUCUUCGGCGGGAGAAAACCAUGCGAGAUAGCGAUGGAAAGAGGAUUGUCGAGUUGCCGCCAAAAGAGAUUAUCGUGGAGAAUUUAGAAUUCUCACCUUCGGAGCGCAAGAUUUAUGAUUCACUUUACAAAGAUGCGAAGAGAAAUUUCGACAGAUUGAGCGAGAGAGGUCUCGUUAGCAAGAACUAUACCCAUAUCCUGGCUAUGCUCAUGAGGCUACGUCGUGCUGUCCUUCAUCCUAACCUCGUUCUUUCUGCCACGGAGGAUAAGAAGACUGGAUCCUCCAAGGAGGAGCCUAUCGAUGUCGAUGAGCUGAUCAAGAAGUUCACCAGCGAAGAAGGCAAUAACAACGGCAGUAGCUUUGCUGAGGAUGUUCUGGCAAGCCUCGGUCAAGAAGACAGAGCAGAAUGUCCGAUAUGUCUUGACGUGAUGGAUUCGCCGAUGGUCAUUCCGCAAUGCAUGCAUCAAUGUUGCAAGGAUUGCAUCGUCGCUUUCUUAGAGUGCUGUGAAGAGAAGGGCGAGGAAGGACGUUGUCCAACGUGUUCCAUUCGUCCGGUCAAGGAGUCAGACCUGCUCGAAGUCGUUCGUACGAAGCCGAAGACGGAAGAUGGAGAGACAGGUUCCACACAGACUGUGACCUUACGACGGAACGACUUCCGUUCGUCAACCAAGCUUGACGCGCUGGUGCAACAUCUUAGACGUUUGCGAGAUCAAGAUCCUUGCUUCCGCGCCGUCGUCUUCUCUCAGUUCACGUCUUUCCUGGAUCUGAUACGAACAGUGUUAGAACGAGAACGUCUCGCGUGGUAUCGGUUUGACGGCUCGAUGGAUGUGAAGAAACGCAGUGCGGCCAUAUCUGAGUUCAGGUCGUCGUCGCGGGAAGCGAAGGUGCUCAUAGUGAGCUUGAAAGCUGGAGGUGUUGGCUUGAAUCUGACGAAUGCCAAUCAUGUAUUCAUGAUGGAUUGUUGGUGGAAUGCUGCAACCGAAAAUCAGGCUAUCGAUCGAGUUCAUCGCAUUGGACAGGAGCAUACAGUAUACGUGACGCAUUUCAUUGUCUCCGAUACCAUCGAGGGCCGCAUUCUACAGAUUCAGAAGAGAAAGACUGCCAUCGUGCAAGAGGCCUUCCAUGGGGGCAAAGGCGAAAAGAACACUGAUAGCAUUGAAAACCUCAAGAUCAUGUUUGGCAAGGAUGUUUGAUGACAGGCUACAUUUGAUAAAGCCCGAAGCGCUUUCGCAUUAGUCUCGAUUCGUUGGAGUCCUUUGAAGUUCGAAUUGCUGAAGAUAUCCCAAAACUCGACGAGAGAUGGACGCCGGACUCAUUUUGAUUUUGAGCAGCUGCCGCAGCAGCGCCUGCCAUUGACCAUUGCUAAUAUUCUAUUAUUUCAUAGAUGUGUUAGACAGGCUGAACUUUGUAUUUUCAUAUGUCGUUUACUGUGUCCAUUGAUUGUGAAUAGGAAUGUGCUUCAUUGUACUUUGCA
Molecule: messenger RNA, 3658 nt
Organism: Somion occarium
Lineage: Eukaryota; Fungi; Basidiomycota; Agaricomycetes; Polyporales; Cerrenaceae
Source: the annotation of a GenBank genome assembly